Rotaria sp. Silwood1 is the source of this 1071-nucleotide messenger RNA. Lineage: Eukaryota; Metazoa; Rotifera; Eurotatoria; Philodinida; Philodinidae. The record is from the annotation of a GenBank genome assembly.
AUGCCAAAAGUAACAAAAAGAAAAGUUAAUAAAAAUGAUAUACCUAAAAGAAAUACCAAAAAUAAUGAAGAAGAUACAACACCAAUGAUUACAGUUGUUGAUAAAACUGAUGAACCAACAUCUUCUAAAGGUAUUAAACGAAAAACUUCGUCAUCAGUAGAAAAAAAUGCAAAAAAGUCUUCAUCAAUCAAUGAAAUAAAUUCAAUUGAACCAACUCAAGAAGUUAAUAAUGAUGUAGAAAUUCAAUUACCUACAACAAUGACAUUAAAAAAAUCUGAACGUUUAUCAGCUAAAGGUAAUAAAGCAACAGUUAAAUUUGCAUCAUGGAAUAUAAAUGGUAUUCGUGCAUGGUUAACAAAUGGUGGUUUAAAAUAUAUUGAACAAGAACAACCAGAUAUAAUGUGUUUUCAAGAAUUAAAAUGUGAUAAAGAUAAAAUUCCGAGUGAAGCAACACCAACAGGUUAUAAAUCUUUUUGGCUUUCAGGCGAUACUGCUGGCUAUUCUGGUGUAGGUCUUUUAACAAAAAUUGAUCCAAUUGAUGUUAAAUUUGGUAUUGGUAUAGCUGAACAUGACAAUGAAGGACGUGUUAUAACUGCUGAAUAUGAUAAAUUCUAUUUUAUUGUAUCAUAUAUACCAAAUAGUGGUCGUAAAUUAGUACGUUUAGAAUAUCGACAAGAAUUUAAUGAAGCAUUUAGAAAUUAUAUUAAAGAACUUGAUAAAAAGAAACCUGUGAUAUGGUGUGGUGAUUUAAAUGUUUCACAUCAAAGUAUGGAUUUAGCAAAUCCGAAAUCUAAUACAAAAACAGCUGGUUUUACACAAGAAGAACGUGAUGAUUUUGCAAAAAUUCUUGCCGAAGGUUUUAUUGAUUCAUUUCGUUAUCUUUAUCCCGAUGAACGUGAUGCUUAUACUUAUUGGUCGUAUUUUCGUACUGCUCGUAAUCGUAAUAUUGGUUGGCGUUUAGAUUAUUUUAUUAUCUCAUCUCGUUUACAAGAAAAUUUAUGUGAUGUUAUCCAUCAAACAGGUGUUUAUGGUUCAGAUCAUUGUCCGAUUGUUUUAUUACUAUCUGUAUAA